This is a messenger RNA of Ceratotherium simum simum (southern white rhinoceros), 5451 nucleotides long. Lineage: Eukaryota; Metazoa; Chordata; Mammalia; Perissodactyla; Rhinocerotidae. The record is from RefSeq and is a predicted model, not a curated record.
AUGGGUGAGGGAGAGGUGGGCAUCAAGGACUUCUGCCCGCACGUGGGCGCGCCGGGCGCGGGGGCGCAGUGCCAGCGCUGCGACGCCGCCGACCCCGAGCGCCACCACAACGCCUCCUACCUCACCGACUUCCACAGCCAGGACGACAGCACCUGGUGGCAGAGCCCGUCCAUGCUCUUCGGCGUGCAGUACCCCACCUCGGUCAACAUCACCCUCCGCCUGGGGAAAGCGUAUGAGAUCACCUACGUGAGGCUGAAGUUCCACACCAGUCGCCCCGAGAGCUUCGCCAUCUACAAGCGUAGCCGCGCCAGCGGCCCGUGGGAGCCCUACCAGUACUACAGCGCCUCCUGCUGGAAGACCUACGGCAGGCCCGAGGGCCAGUACCUGCGGCCCGGCGAGGACGAGCGCGUGGCCUUCUGCACCUCCGAGUUCAGUGACAUCUCCCCGCUGAGCGGGGGCAACGUGGCCUUCUCCACCCUGGAGGGCCGGCCCAGCGCCUACAACUUUGAGGAGAGUCCCGUGCUGCAGGAGUGGGUCACCAGCACUGAGCUCCUCGUCUCCCUGGACCGGCUCAACACUUUUGGGGAUGACAUCUUCAAGGACCCCAAGGUGCUGCAGUCCUACUACUAUGCCGUGUCUGACUUCUCUGUGGGCGGCAGGUGCAAGUGUAACGGGCACGCCAGCGAGUGCAGCCCUGACGAGGCGGGCCGGCUGGCCUGCCGCUGCCAGCACAACACCACGGGCGCGGACUGCGAGCGCUGCCUGCCCUUCUUCCAGGACCGCCCAUGGGCCCGGGGCACGGCUGAGGCCGCCAACGAGUGUCUGCCCUGCAACUGCAGCAGCCACUCGGAGGAGUGCACAUUUGACCGGGAGCUCUUCCGCAGCACGGGCCACGGCGGGCGCUGCCUCCGCUGCCGUGACCACACGGCUGGGCCGCACUGUGAGCGCUGCCAGGAGAACUUCUAUCGCUGGGACCGCCGGAUGCCAUGCCAGCCCUGUGACUGCCACCCAGCAGGCUCCCUGCGCCUCCAGUGCGAUGACUCGGGUACCUGCGUCUGCAAGCCCACGGUGACGGGCUGGAAGUGUGACCGCUGCCGGCCGGGGUUCCACUCACUCAGUGAGGGCGGCUGCAGACCCUGCACCUGCAAUCCCGCUGGCAGCCUGGGCACCUGUGACCCCCGCAGUGGGCACUGCCCCUGCAAAGAGAAUGUGGAAGGCAACCUGUGUGACAGAUGCCGCCCGGGGACGUUCAACCUGCAGCCCCACAAUGCAGCCGGCUGCAGCAGCUGCUCCUGCUAUGGACACUCCAAGGUGUGUGCGGCCGCCGCCGGGUUCCGGGCUCACCACGUCCUCUCCAACUUCCGCCAGGGAGCCGAGGGCUGGCGGGCCGGAAGCAUGGGGGGCCCAGAGCAUCCGGCACGAUGGAGCCCAGGGGGGAUCCUCCUGAACACAGAAGAUGAGGAGGAGCUCAUAGCGCCAGAGAAGUUCCUGGGAGACCAGCGGUUCAGCUAUGGGCAGCCCCUCACACUGACCUUCCGGGGCCCCCCUGGGGGCUCUCCGCUCCCCGUGCAGCUGAGGCUGGAAGGGGCAGGCCUGGCCCUGUCUCUGCGGCACUCCAGCCUGUCCAGCCCCCAGGACGCCGGGCAGCCGGGGGAGGUACAACUUGAGUUCCAGCUGCAGGAGACCUCCGAGGACGUGGCCCCUCCGCUGCCGCCCUUCCACUUCCAGCGACUGCUCGCCAAUCUCACCGCCCUUCGCAUCCGGGCCAGCGGCCGAAGCCCACGCCCUUCUGGCCAGGUGUUCCUGAUGGAGGUCCGGCUCACGUCGGCCCAGCGGGGGCUAUCCCCUCCAGCCUCCUGGGUGGAGACCUGCUCAUGUCCCAAGGGGUACAGGGGCCAGUUCUGUGAAUCCUGUGCCCUGGGUUACAAGAGGGAGAUACCGCUAGGGGGUCCUUAUGCCAACUGUGUUCCCUGCACCUGUAACCAGCAUGGCACCUGUGACCCCAACACAGGGGUCUGCCUGUGUGGCCACCACACCGAGGGCCCAUCCUGUGAGCGCUGCUUGCCAGGUUUCUAUGGCAACCCCUUCGCAGGCCAAGCCGACGACUGCCAGCCCUGUCCAUGCCCUGGCCAGUCAGCCUGCACGACCAUCCCAGAGAGCACAGAGGUGGUGUGUACCCACUGCCCCCUGGGCCAGAGAGGGCGGCGCUGUGAGAUCUGUGAUGAUGGCUUCUUCGGGGACCCACAGGGGCUCUCUGGGGCCCCCCAGCCCUGCCAGCAGUGCCAGUGCAGCGGGAAUAUAGACCCCAACGCCGUGGGCAACUGUGACCCCCUCUCUGGCCACUGCCUGCGUUGCCUGCACAACACGACAGGUGCCCACUGUGAGCGCUGUCAGGAAGGCUUCUAUGGGAGCGCCCUGGCCCCUCGGCCCGCAGACAAAUGCGUGCCCUGCAGCUGCAACCCGGGGGGCUCAGUCAAUGAGCUGAGACCCUGCGACCCAGUGACCGGCCAGUGCUCCUGCCUGCCUCAUGUGACCAGACGGGACUGUGGCCACUGCAGCCCCGGCUUCUACGACCUCCAGCCUGGGAGGGGCUGCCGGAGUUGCAAGUGCCACCCGCUGGGUUCCCAGGAGGACCAGUGCCACCCUGAGACUGGGCAGUGCCCCUGUCGCCCAGGCAUCGAGGGCCAGGCCUGCGACAGAUGCCAGCUGGGAUUCUUUGGCUUCUCCAUCAAGGGCUGCCGGGCAUGCAGGUGCUCCCCGCUGGGCGCCGCCUCGGCCCAGUGCCACGAGAACAGCACCUGUGUGUGCAGGCCCGGCUUCGUGGGCUACAAGUGUGACCGCUGCCAGGACAACUUCUUCCUCACGGCUGGCGGGACACACUGCCAGGAGUGCCCGUCCUGUUACGCCCUGGUGCAGGAGGAGGUUGCCAAGCUGAAGACCACGCUGACCCUGAUGGAGGGGUGGCUGCAGGGGUCUGACUGUGGCAUACCCUGGGGACCACUGGACAUUCUACAGGGAGAGGCUCCACGGGGGGAUGUCUACCAGAGCCACCACCUGCUGCAAGGGGCCUUUGUGGAGCGGGUGACAGGCCUUGAGGUUGCUGUGAAGGCUGCCCGGGAGCAGCUGCGGGUGCUGAGCAGGAAUGUACACUGUGCCCAGGCUGGGGCUGAGAAGACCUGCAUCCAGCUGGCAGACCUAGAGGCAGCGCUGGAGACCUCGGAAGAGGAGAUUCUGCACGCAGCCACCGUCCUUGCGUCUCUGGUGGUCCCUCAAGAAGGGCCUGGCCAGCCCACCAACUGGAGCCACCUGGCCACAGAGGCCCGUGCCCUCGCCAGGAGCCACAGGGCCACCGCUGCCAAGAUCGAGGCCACUGCUCGGAGGGCCCUGCUUGCCUCCAACACCAGUUAUGUGCUUCUCUGGAGUCUGCUGGAGGGCAGAGAGGCCCUGGAGGCCCAGCAGGAGCUGGAGGACAGGUACCAGGAGGUGCAGGCGGCCCAGAAGGAGCUGGGCACGGCUGUGGCAGAGGUGCUGCCCGAAGCUGAGAGGGUACUGGCCGCCGUGCAGCAAGUCGGCACAGACGCAGCCCUGCGCCCGGCCUCGCUGGCUCUCCCUGCGGCACUGCCUCCGAAGUCCCGGGCCGGGGACCUGGACCUGAAGGGGCAGGCUCUGGAAGCGACAGUCGCAUCGAGAGAGCGCAUGGUCACCGAGGCUGCCCGGGCCCUCCAGGCCACCGCCCAGGCCGUGCUGCGCAAGGCGGAGCCCCUCACGCAGCUGCACCAGGAGGCCAGAGCCGCCCUGACCCGGGCUUCCUCAUCCGUCCAGGCUGCCACAGUGACUGUCAUGGGAGCUAGGACCCUCCUGGCUGACCUGGAAGGAAUGAAGCCGCGGUUUCCUCUGCCGGAGGACCAGGCCGCGCUGAUGAGGAAGGCAGGCAUCGUCCGGGACAAGAUUCUUGCAGACUCGAGAAAGAAAACCAAGCAGGCGGAGAGGAUGCUGGGAAACGCGGCGUCUGUCUCCUCCAGCGCCAAGAAGAAGGGCAGGGAAGCCGAGCUGUUGGCCAAGGACGGUGCCAAGCUCACCAAGACCUUGCUGAGGGAGGUGAAGCAGGAAUACCGCCGUGCUGGCCGGCUGUCCAGCCAGACCCAGGUGACGCUGCGACAGGCCUCCCGCCAGGUGCUAGCCUUGGGGGCACGCAGACAGGAGCUGGAGGGAGCUGAGCCGGUGGGUGCCGGGCUGAGCAAGAUGGAGCUACAGAUCCGGGAAUCGCGCAUCUCCCUGGAGAAGGACAUCCAGGCCUUGUCGGAGCUGCUUGACAGGCUGGGGUCGCUGGACACCCAUCAAGCCCCAGCCCGGGCCCUGAACGAGACCCAGCGGGCACUGGAGCGCCUGAGGCUGCAGCUGGGCCCGCCGGGGACCCUGCAGGGGAAACUGAGGCUGCUAGAGCAGGAGUCCGAGCAGCAGGAGCUGCAAAUCCAGAGCUUCGAGAGCAACCUUGCUGAGAUCCGCGCCGACAAGCAGAACUUGGAGGCCAUCCUUCACAGCCUGCCCGAGAGCUGUGCCAGCUGGCAGUGAGGGCUGCCCAGACCCCUGCUGUGUCCCGGCCUGGGGCAUGCACACACCCCCAGGUGCACCCAUGCAGGCACACCCCCAGAGCCUGCUGCUGCGUCCCCUCCUGAGUGAAUACUCACCCACCCUUCCAAGUCCAUGCCCAUAUCCACCUCCGGACCAGCAGGCGUGAGUGUGCACUGCCACCAUGCACUCAUAAACAUGCACACCCCAAUGCCAGUGACACAUACACGUGCACAUGUACACGUUGCAGACACAUGCCUGUGUGUGUGAUGCACAUAUGCAUACAAGCCCAUCUGUGUGCAUGCACACACGUAUCAGUCAGUCCACACCCACUUAUGGAGUGCCAGCUCUGUGCUGUACCCCCUCUGGAUGCUGGAAGAGUUAUAUCAGAUCCCUCGUGACGCUAACGUCCUCACUCCUGCUCUUGAAAGUGGGGACCCAGGCAGGGUUGGUACUUGGGAGGCUGAGGGGGCCAGCCCACGGGGGGGUGGGGUUCAACAAGAGCCAGAGCCCCCAGUCCCAGAGCUGCCCUGUGUCCCACUGCAGCCUCCCCAGCUGUCACCCGCCACACACACCCAGCAACUGCACAACUGAGGGACCAGGCAGGCCAAGAAACACAAGAUCCUAGGGAGUUCUCAGCAGAGGAACCUGAGGCCCAGGACUCCUGGGACCAUGGUGCAGCCUGCUGGGCUGGCCAGGGGCAUGGCACACCCCUGCAGGGGUAUCACUGGCUUCAUGGAAUACUUCAUUCUCAGGAUCCUGGGACUGGGCCAGACUCGCUGAAGGAAUCCCCUGCCCUGGGCCCGGUGCCCCUUUCAAAUGGCGGCCUGCCAGAGAGCUGGGCCUCAAGGGCCUGGGGGGCCGGAGGGCCGUGGGGCUCAG